Messenger RNA from Gossypium raimondii (Peruvian cotton), 1857 nucleotides. RefSeq names its product probable polygalacturonase. Bases 353 to 1555 code for a protein of 400 amino acids. The record is from RefSeq and is a predicted model, not a curated record. The transcript has 6 exons. Gene Ontology annotation, molecular function: polygalacturonase activity. Gene Ontology annotation, biological process: carbohydrate metabolic process. Lineage: Eukaryota; Viridiplantae; Streptophyta; Magnoliopsida; Malvales; Malvaceae.
AAUUCAUAUGCUUCCAGGGAAGUCCUGUUUUUGCGGUCGUUCUUUUCUUCUCCUCCUAUUCUUCUUCCAUUCUUUUUUUCUUUUGUUUUUCUAUAUCUUUUUCUGUUUUAUUUUUUUAGGGGUUGAGUGUUUUUCAGCUUUUCUUUUAUUUUCUUUAUUCACUAUAAUCUGAAACCUAUGAAGAUGCCAGUAAGUGGCGUUGCUGGUGCUGCUGGCAUUAUGCAAUGCAAUCAAAGUUAAUGGAGAAGGUAACUAUCUUCAAUGUGAUCAUAACCCGACGUCGCAACCGAGACCCCAUAGCGUUUCAAUAUUAGAAUUCGGUGCUGUUGGCGAUGGCAAAACUUUGAAUACCAUGGCCUUUCAAAAUGCCAUUUUCUAUCUCAAGUCUUUCGCCGACAAAGGUGGUGCUCAGCUCUACGUUCCACCAGGACGAUGGCUUACAGGAAGUUUCAAUCUCACUAGCCAUCUCACCCUUUUCCUUGAAAAAGGUGCUGUCAUUCUUGGAUCUCAGGAUCCAUCUCACUGGGAUAUUGUUGAACCAUUACCUUCGUAUGGUCGAGGAAUUGAACUUCCCGGAAGAAGAUACCGAAGUUUGGUAAAUGGAUAUAUGUUACGUGAUGUCGUAAUAACUGGUGACAAUGGAACCAUAGAUGGGCAGGGCUCAGUUUGGUGGGAAUGGUUCACGUCUCAUUCUUUAAAUUAUACUCGUCCUCACCUUGUGGAAUUUGUUUCAUCUAAAGAUGUACAUAUUUCGAACAUUACUUUCCUGAAUGCCCCUGCAUAUAAUAUCCAUCCGGUUUAUUGCAGCAAUGUACAUAUACAUAAUGUAUCAGUCUAUGCUCCACCAGGAUCACCGUAUACCGUCGGCAUAGUCCCAGAUUCUUCUGAUAAUGUUUGCAUUGAGGACUGCAACAUUAGUACAGGCCAUGAUGCGAUUGCCCUCAAGAGUGGUUGGGACGAAUAUGGCAUUGCCUAUGGCAGACCUACCACAAACGUCCAUAUCCGAUCAGUCCACCUUCAGUCGUCAACUGGCUCUUCCCUUGCCUUUGGUAGUGAAAUGUCUGGUGGCAUUUCCAAUGUCCAAGUGGAACAUGUCCACCUCUACAACUCAUUCACCGGUAUCCAGUUUAGAACAACAAAAGGUCGAGGUGGUUACCUUAGAGAGAUCAUCAUAUCAGACGCCAACAUGCUAAACAUUAACACGGCGUUCAGUGCUAUCGGUGAUUACGGGUCUCAUCCGGAUGACAAAUUCAAUCCCGAUGCUUUCCCAUCCCUUGAGAAAAUUACCUUGCAUGAUAUCAUCGGUAAAAACAUCAUAAUGGCCGGUAAUUUCUCAGGGAUCCAACAAGCACCCUUUACAUCCAUGUGUUUAUUCAACAUCUCCUUAUCAAUGAGUUCGGCCUUUUCAUCUUGUUGGUCAUGUUCCAACGUUUCGGGUUAUUCUGAAUUGGUUUUUCCCCAACCAUGCGCCGACCUUAAGAAUUCAAACGCUUCUUCGUGCUUUUCCAUCCUAAUGAGGCCGAAUGGUAGAGGUGGUACAGGUGCGAUCUUAUAAAACAAUUUCUAAGAAGAAAAACAAAAUAAAUUCGGAAAAUUUUACCGGUUUACAAAAUAGGUCAGAUUCUUUCCAAUAAGAUACAUCUAGAAUACCUGUUUGUUCAUCCCUUUGAGUUGCAAUGUCUUGCAUUUGUUUUGUACAGUUUCAUUUAUUCAUUCUUGUGUAAACAAAAUUUUGUCAUUUGGUGAGUAAAAAAAAACAAAAAAAAGGGGGUUUUGGGUAUUUUUAGUAUUGAGGACACUUAAUUUUGUUUUAAUUUAAUUUUGGUCCAGCUACAUUAGUUAAAAAGAGAUUCAAAA